Molecule: messenger RNA, 1185 nt
Organism: Dendrobium catenatum
Lineage: Eukaryota; Viridiplantae; Streptophyta; Magnoliopsida; Asparagales; Orchidaceae
Product: tryptophan aminotransferase-related protein 2-like
Exons: 4
Coding region: 1-1185 (394 amino acids)
Biological process (GO): amino acid metabolic process
Molecular function (GO): carbon-sulfur lyase activity; transaminase activity
Source: RefSeq, a predicted model, not a curated record
AUGGCGGAUCCCGUCGUGCCUGUUGACGGACUUGUCGUUCCUGCCUCUAAUGGCCUCCCCCCUCACUCCCAGGAUUCCGUCAUCAAUCUCGACCAUGGGGAUCCAAUGAUAUAUGAGAAGUUUUGGAAGGAAACAGGGGAUGUGUCUUCAUUUAAAAUAGAAGGAUGGGAAAACUUGAGCUACUUUUCGAACCGGAAUAAUCUCUGUUGGUUUCUCCACCAUGAGUUUGCUAGUCAAGUCCGUCGAAUCCAUAGACUCGUGGGCAAUGCUUCUGUCGAUGAAAAUUGCCACAUUGUUGUAGGUAAUGGCUCCACACAACUAUAUCAAGCCGCCAUCUACGCUCUCUCCACUCAUCCAAGCUUGGCUGAGACCUGCCGCCCCAUACCCGUCGUCUCCGUUGUUCCUCAUUACUCGGGUUAUCCGGCAGCUACAGACGUCCUCCAAUCCGCGCUCUACAAAUGGACCGGUGACGCUAACUCCUUUGAUCCUCAUACAACAGACCCUUUUAUCGAAGUCAUCUGCUCGCCAAACAACCCCGACGGCCGCCUGAACACCUCCGUCUUCAAACAAAUAACGAAUAAUAUCCACGACCUCGCCUACUACUGGCCGCAAUACACGCCGAUCACAAACGCGGCUGAUCACAAUAUAAUGCUCUUCAGCGUCUCCAAGUGCACAGGCCAUGCCGGGAGCCGGCUGGGCUGGGCGCUGGUGAAAGAUAAGGAGGUGGCGAGGAGAAUGGUCCAGUUCGUGGAACUUGGAACCAUCGGCGUGUCGAAGGACUCUCAGCUUCGCGCGGCCACGAUUUUGAGGGCGGUGGCGGAUGGCUACGAAGAGGGCGGCGGUUACAAACUUUUCCAUUUUGGAAGGAAGGUGAUGACAGAACGGUGGAACCGGCUCCGACAAGUUGUCACGGCGAAUGGCGCGUUCAGCUUGGUGGAGUACCCGCCCCCAGCUUAUUGUGGCUUCAUGGGAGAGGAGACCUCUCAUUUGCCUGCUUUCGCAUGGCUGAAGUACGAAGGAAAUCUUGACAUUGAGGACACCGCGAACUUCCUGAGGACAGAACACAGCAUGUUGACUCGGAGCGGGAAGCAUUUUGGGACGGACAGCAAGUAUGUGAGGAUCAGCUUGCUGGAACGUGAGGAGACGUUCAAUAUCUUCAUUGACCGGAUGUCUUCAAUCUUCUAA